UCCCCCAACCCCGAGGAGCCGCCCCCCGAAACCGGCCCGGAGCCCCCCCGGGACCCCCCCGGGGAGGAUCCCCGAGUUUUGGCCUCGCGACUUUUCCGCCUGGACGGGGUCAGGAAAUCCCAGGUGGCCUCGUUCCUACGGAAAAACACGGAAUUCAGCUCCAGGGUGGCUCGGGAAUAUCUGGAAUUGUUCCAGUUCCAGGGAAUGAGCCUGGAGCAGGCGCUCAGGCAGUUCCUGCGGGCUCUGGUGCUGUCGGGGGAGACUCAGGAGCGCGAGCGGGUCCUGGGGCACUUCUCGAGCCGCUUCCACCGCUGCAACCCCGGUGCCUUUCCCUCGGCGGACUCUGUUCACACCCUCACCUGUGCCCUGAUGCUGCUCAACACCGACCUGCACGGCCAGCGCCUGGGCCGGGCCAUGAGCAGCUCCGAGUUCGUGGCCAACCUGAGCGGGAUGAUGGACGGGCAGGACUUCCCUCGGGAACAGCUCAAGAGUUUGUACGGAUCCAUCCGGAGCCAGAAAUUGGAGUGGGCGACGGAUGAUGAGGAUGAGGCUGAGCCCCAAAAUCCCCCAGAAUUCCCAAAUCCCGGAAUUCCGGCGGAGCUGCCGGGGGGUCCCGGCCCCGCCCUCAGGGGGGUCCUGGCCCGGAAGGUUCUGACGGAGAGCGACGGGAAAAAGGCUCCCUGGGGCCGGCGGGGCUGGAAGCGUUUCGGGGCCGAGCUCCGGGGCUCCUUCCUCCUCCUCCUCAGGGACCCCCCCGAGGGACCCCAGGAGGUUUUGGGGCUCCCCCACGCCCUGGCCCAGCCCCACCCCAAAUACACCAAGAGACCCCACGUGUUCCUGCUCUGCACCGGGGACCGGAGACAGUUCCUGUGCCAGGCACGGAGCGCGGGGGAGCUGCAGCGCUGGGUGGGGGGGAUCAACCUGGCGGCGGCGCUCAGCUCCCGGCCCCCCCUGCCCGCCGCCAUCGGCUCCCGGCGCCGCUUCGUGCGCCCGGUGCUGCCCGCGACGCCCAGCCAGCACGGACCGGAGCAGCAGCUGUGUCACCUGCGCCGUUGGUUGGGGACAGUGACGUGCCAGCUCCUGGAGCACCAGCGGCUCCGGCCCGAGGGACGCGGCCGAGAACGGGAGGAGCACCGGGAACACGGAGAGUGUCUGCUGGAGGAGCGCCGUCGCUCCCAGAUCUACGUGCAGACCCUGGGGACGUGGCUACGCGGUGACAGCGGUGACAGCGGUGACAGAGGGGACAGAGGGGACAUCCCGGAGUGUCCCGAUGUCCCCGGGGCCCUUGGGGACACCCUGGAGUGUCCCGGUGUCCCCGGUGUCCCCGGUGUCCCCACCCUGACCAAGGCCAGCUCCAGCCCCUCGCUCGUCCCCGAGCCCCGCCCGGGGCGCCUGCGCCGCCACAUCUCGGAGCGCAGGGCCAGCAGGAGUGUCCCCAAGGGCCACCAGGAGUGUCCCCAAGGGCUCCUGUGACACCAGGAGUGUCCCCAAGGGCCACCAGGAGUGUCCCCGAGGGCUCCUGUGACACUGGGAGUGUCCCCAAGGGCCACCAAGGGCUCCUGUGACACCAGGAGUGUCCCCAAGGGCCACCAAGGGCUGCUGUGACACCCCUGAGUGUCCCCAAG
Poecile atricapillus (Black-capped chickadee) is the source of this 1625-nucleotide messenger RNA. Its product is annotated as PH and SEC7 domain-containing protein 4-like. The transcript has 12 exons. The record is from RefSeq and is a predicted model, not a curated record. The coding region runs from base 205 to 1473 and encodes 422 amino acids. Gene Ontology annotation, cellular component: ruffle membrane. Gene Ontology annotation, molecular function: guanyl-nucleotide exchange factor activity. NCBI's taxonomy places the organism in Eukaryota, Metazoa, Chordata, Aves, Passeriformes, Paridae. Gene Ontology annotation, biological process: regulation of ARF protein signal transduction.